GGCCGGGCCGGCGCUUGUCGCUGGGAGUCAUGAGCGGGGGUGGCCCCGCGCUCCCCGGCCGCAGCGGAGCGGCCGCGCUGCCCAGCGAGAGGAAUCGGGAGGCGCUGGCGGUCAGUUCCCCCAUUCAGCCCAUCAUAAAGGAUGUUGGGGAAAUCUAUUCAAGACUGCUGGAUCACAGACCAGUAAUUCAGGGAGAAAUACGUUACUUUGUUAAAGAGUUUGAAGACAAGCGUGGCCUCCGAGAACUGCGAGUCCUAGAAAAUCUGAAGAACACCAUCUUUGAAGCGAACGAGCACGUCCUCCCAAAGUGUGAGCAGGCGAUGCACGGCGCUUUGACUGAAACGCUCAAGAGAUUGCAAGCUGCCAAUAAUAUGAUCCAGAGAGUCCAAGAGAAGGAGCAUGAAGCAAGGAAGCUUCAUGAGGACAAGCUGCUGGCUCGUGAGGAGAAGCGUGUAGGCCACUGGGAGGAAUUCAUGAAGGAGCAACAAAACAAACAAGCAGAGGUAGAUCAAGAGCACAGAAAAGCCAUGGAGCAUCUCAAAGAGCAGUAUUCUGAGAUGGAGAAGGAGCUGGCCAAAUAUGUUUCUUUUUAAGACUUUUCUUUUUUUAAUGAUGCGGAAUUUGUACCAACACUUAGUUGCUUCCGACCUAGAUUGAGAUUGUUUUGGAAAGCUGAAGCCUAAGAAAAAUGGAGAAUUUCCUCUGCAGGUUUGGUACUGGAAGAAAAGGUUUGCAGACUUUCCAACUUCAAGUGCCUAUCGAUGCUUGUUUUGUUCAGGGCAGGUGGAACACCAGUCUUUCUUUGCUUGUGGAAAGGUGGAACUGGAAAUGACAUUGUGUGAAUACAUCAGCUCAGGGAGUUGCAAACUGGAGUUCUUUCGACCUGCAGAAGGGAUUGUACCAUUUGGGAAAGCAGAGACUAAUGUUACAUUAACUAUCUUAGGGUGCAGCCACAUCCCUUUCCCAAAAAGUAUGUGUAACAGGUUCCAGCCAUAGCUGGAAUUUACUGGGAACAGUGUAAAUCUCAUUCAUAGAUUUCAGGAAAACUGACUUGUUUUCCAGAAUGUUUGAAGCUUUAGUAAUGAAAUAUCUCAGCAGAGGUUUAAAUCCAGUUGUAAUUCUGACUUUUGGGUUGUACCUUCAGUUUUGAGUUGAGAUUUGAAUGAGUUUUCUUAACACAAAAACAGCUGAGUGAGCUUGAACAACUCUUUUCUCUCCCUCUGAACGUCUCAGGCCUCUCUUUCUAAGCUUUACUGUUCUAAGCAAAGCCAAAACAAGCUCAAUAUCAAUCAGGAGAAGCAUAUCAGUCUUUGUAUUAGCUUUGAGGCUAGUACAGUAUUUACCUUAACUGUUUGACGUGCCAUUCAUUUACUUAGGGUAAGCUUGUCAGAACUUCAUAAACUAAUAAGGAAGGAUUUUUGUUUCUUUAUCACCAGAACAAAUGAGCAGAUUAGUGGUAAAAUGCCUGUAAAAAUAACCUGUUUUCUUACUGUUACAGGGCAUGUGAAAUUCCUGUGUUGCUUGCUUUUAUUUAAAGCUUGCAGUUAACAGUGGUAGAAAGGAAGACGUUCAUCAGCUCGUUAACCAAGCAAAGUGAAACACAGUGCGCUAAUGAAAUUUGCUGCACGCUAACUGUUAGCACAGGAAAUCUCUUUCCAUAAUUUAGCUGCUGUCCAAUGUGGAAUGGAAACAGGUGAAAAUAAACAGAAUUUACCCUAAACCUGUGCUGCGACGGUAAUAUGCCAACAGUGGCUGCUUGUGUAAGUUCAGAGCUUGGCAUCAAGGCUCUAUUCCUGGCAGCAUGUUGAUAGUGUGGUUAAAGGUAGUGGAGGGGAGAUGGAAUAAGUAUUUGAAAUUUUUUUUUUCAAUAGCACUGAAUUCCUGCCAAGCUGCUUUGCCUGCUACUGUAGAUUCAGCAGCUUCAUCAAUCAUCAGUGUGUAUCUGGACUGGAAAGAGGACUUGCCAGCACUGGGACACGCUGGAAUGCUGUUAAUUCUCUUUUCUGAAUGGAAAAGUACAUUCAUGUCACAAAAGCACCCCACACACGAAAAACAAGGCAGCCUGUUUUAGAACAACUUCUAUUUGAACAGAAAGUGACUUUUCUAAUAUUUUUCAGCGUAUGCACCUGUGAUAAAUGUUGCAAUGAAGCUUAGAGUUUGAUUUAGAAAGAAAAAGAUGGGGUUUGCCUGUCUUUAGAAUUGGGUGUGGACUAGUUUUAAUCAUUUUGAGCUGAGACUGCAAAUGACUUCUCCCUUACCAGAUGUAUAAGUGCUCAAAGCCCAAAUAUCUUUCUAAGAAAAAAUGCAUUUAACUGCAUACUGAAUUAAUUUUUAUUUUUGCACUGAUGUUUUUUAUCGAGACUAUCUAAUAAACUGUGCAAUGGAGCUGUAGACUUUAGGAUCUUGUCACAUGGGUGGCUCUUAAGUGAUGAUAUGAGUGUUGCAAGUUGGAUAUUCACUGGAGAAUAAAGCAGUAUUUACAAACUCUUCUGGUAUGUG
Messenger RNA from Dryobates pubescens (Downy woodpecker), 2499 nucleotides. RefSeq names its product biogenesis of lysosomal organelles complex 1 subunit 5 (gene BLOC1S5). NCBI's taxonomy places the organism in Eukaryota, Metazoa, Chordata, Aves, Piciformes, Picidae. The record is from RefSeq and is a predicted model, not a curated record. Gene Ontology annotation, cellular component: transport vesicle; BLOC-1 complex. The transcript has 5 exons. Bases 30 to 593 code for a protein of 187 amino acids.